Egretta garzetta (little egret) is the source of this 1269-nucleotide messenger RNA. RefSeq names its product beta-1,3-galactosyltransferase 2 (gene B3GALT2). The record is from RefSeq and is a predicted model, not a curated record. Gene Ontology annotation, cellular component: membrane. Gene Ontology annotation, molecular function: N-acetyl-beta-D-glucosaminide beta-(1,3)-galactosyltransferase activity. The transcript has a single exon. NCBI's taxonomy places the organism in Eukaryota, Metazoa, Chordata, Aves, Pelecaniformes, Ardeidae. Bases 1 to 1269 code for a protein of 422 amino acids.
AUGCUUCAGUGGAGAAGACGACACUGCUGCUUUGCAAAGAUGACCUGGAAUACCAAAAGGUCUCUGUUUCGCACCCAUCUCAUUGGCCUGAUCUCUCUCGUAUUUCUUUUUGCUAUGUUUCUGUUCUUUAAUCAUCAUGACUGGCUGCCAGGCAGGGCCGGGUUCAAAGAAAAUCCCAUGGCUUACACUAUACGAGGAUUUAGAUCUACAAAAAGCGAGACAAACCACAGCUCUCUAAGGAACGUGUGGAAAGACGCCGUACCUCAGACACUCAGGCCUCAAACAGUCACCAACUCCAACAACACAGACCUGUCGCUGCAAGGAGUAACUGGUUUGGAAAAUACACUCAGUGCCAAUGGAAGUAUUUACAAUGAAAAAGGUACCGGGCAUCCAACUUUGUAUCAUUUCAAAUACAUCAUCAAUGAGCCUGAGAAAUGCCAAGAGAAGACCCCUUUCCUAAUAUUGCUCAUAGCUGCAGAGCCGGGCCAGGUGGAAGCUCGACAAGCUAUUCGACAAACUUGGGGUAACGAAAGCCUGACACCUGGCAUCCAAAUUGUUCGUAUUUUUUUGCUGGGGUUAAGCAUCAAGCUAAACGGAUACCUCCAGCGUACCAUACUAGAGGAAAGCAGACAGUACCAUGACAUCAUUCAACAAGAGUACUUAGACACCUACUAUAAUUUAACCAUUAAAACUCUGAUGGGAAUGAACUGGGUUGCAUCUUAUUGUCCACGUGUUCCAUAUGUUAUGAAAACUGACAGCGAUAUGUUUGUCAAUACUGAAUAUUUAAUACACAAGCUCCUGAAACCAGAACUUCCUCCAAGGCACAAGUAUUUCACAGGUUAUUUAAUGAGAGGUUAUGCACCUAAUAGAAACAAGGAUAGUAAGUGGUAUAUGCCACCUGAUUUGUAUCCAAGUGAACGUUAUCCUGUAUUCUGCUCUGGGACUGGUUACGUUUUUUCUGGAGAUUUAGCAGAAAAAAUCUUUAAAGUCUCCUUAAGCAUCAGACGUUUACAUUUAGAGGAUGUAUACGUGGGGAUCUGUCUUGCCAAGCUGCGAAUUGACCCUAUGCCUCCACCCAAUGAGUUUGUCUUCAAUCACUGGCGAGUUUCUUACUCCAGCUGUAAAUAUAGCCACCUAAUUACCUCCCAUCAGUUCCAACCUAGUGAACUGAUCAAAUACUGGAACCACUUACAACAAAAUAAGCACAAUGCCUGUGCCAAUGCAGCGAAAGAAAAAGCAGGCAGGUAUCGCCAUCGUAAACUGCACUAG